GCGGCGGAUCUGGGUCCGCACCUUUUCCGGUAACACAGCCCCGCCACCGCUGUGCCUGACUGAACGGCUGGGAGACACAGGGGAGGAAGACACACUGAGAGCGGCAAGAGUGGGGGAGAAACGGCCUGGGGGACUGGGGAAUGGUCGCCGCGGAUGCAGGGGGAAGAGAAGAAAGUCGGAUGAAUCAAUGACCUUUUGAGCUCUCCUCCUGUGGAAACUCACCGUGAAGGCUCUGAAUUGUCGCCGCCUGUUAGCGCAGAUUAACCGGCGAGCUUUCGAAAUAAGCUAAGUGUGGACAGCCGGCGGCCAAGAAGGAAGUGGGAUCCCCCGGCCUGGCCUGGGCCUGCUCUAUAUUGUCCUCCUCUGGCUCAAAGAACUACUUAAAGCACUAUCUGGGAGGAAAAAGGAGCUGGUAAAGCAAAGCCAGCCCUUAUUUUGUGGGCUUUUCUAGGAAGUGUGUGAUCUAAGCCGACUUUGAGAGAAGGGAAUGUCAUUUUUUCUUCUUACAUUGGAGGAGAGUGGAUCAUUAAAAUAUAUCCCCACCCGAUUCGACAAAAACUCUCCAUGAUCAGUUCUCUGGGAUCACUCAAAUCUAAAUACCUCAAAUCUAGCUUUACUUUUGAGAUUUUUGACACUUGCCUCAACACGUGUGUAGCUUUCAGAUUGAAACUGACUUCUCUGUUGGCGUAAAAACAAACUUCUCUCUGGUUAGUUUUUCUUUUUUCGCCUAAGAGACUAUUUAUGCACAGGAAACAAGAUGGGGAAGAUGCUGUCAAAGAUUUUUGGCAACAAGGAGAUGAGAAUAUUGAUGCUUGGACUUGACGCUGCUGGGAAAACCACCAUCCUGUACAAGCUGAAACUAGGACAGUCGGUCACCACCAUCCCGACGGUGGGCUUCAAUGUGGAGACCGUCACCUAUAAGAACGUGAAGUUCAACGUGUGGGACGUGGGCGGCCAGGACAAGAUCCGGCCGCUCUGGAGACAUUACUACACAGGAACGCAGGGCCUCAUUUUUGUGGUGGAUUGCGCCGACAGGGACCGCAUCGACGAGGCCAGGCAGGAGCUCCACAGGAUCAUCAACGACCGGGAGAUGAGGGACGCCAUCAUCCUGAUCUUCGCCAACAAGCAGGACCUCCCGGACGCCAUGAAGCCCCACGAGAUCCAGGAGAAGCUGGGCCUGACCCGGAUCCGGGAUAGGAAUUGGUACGUUCAGCCCUCGUGCGCGACGACAGGGGAUGGACUAUACGAGGGCCUGACCUGGCUUACCUCUAAUUACAAAUCCUAAUGUUUCCUCCACCCACCAGCCUGGACAUUUGGAGACACAAAACGUAGCUGAGAUGAGGAAAGAGAAUUAAAAAAAAAAAAUUUAAAAAAGGAUGCAAUCUGAGGCAAACGAUUCAAUUAUCUCUUUGCUUAAUCUGUAUUAGAGGGAGUCGCAAAUGUUUGUUUUUUUCUGAAUAAUUACUUCACUUUAAUCCCAAAUUUUCAGUUAAGCAAAGAAGUAUUUUUGUUUUAUUUUUCUUUAGUUUUCUUUAGUUCUCAAUCUGUGUAAUCAGCACUGUUAAUCCAUACAUCUUACUUUUAUGCUUUUACUGCAUUUGCUUUUGUUUUCGCCUUUGUUGUAUCAUUUCUUUUAGGGGCCCCAACCUGAUUGGCAUGGCCCCCAAACUUAGUUCUGGUUCUGCACUCUCAACACCCAGCUACAUAUCCAAAGGAUGGACAGGGGGGGAGUCUAGAAAUAAUUUCCCUAAAUCAGCAUAUCAAUAUAAAGGAAAGAAAAAAAAAUGCCUCUGUUAUAUGUAAGAAUGUGUACUCUGGAUGUGUUGGGACCUUAAAAUCAGACUGAUUGUAGUGGGAUGAUUGAAUGGGAAGUUCCUCCCUCCUGUGCAGUGAUUUCAUGGAUCUUCACACACUGUGACCUGGAUAUAAAUGGUUGUUUCAGGGUUUAAGUGGUUGUUAACGGCGGUUUAAUCAUUUUCACUCUUGUUUCUCUCAGAGCUUCCAUUAAGUGUUUUGUAGUUUCAGCUGCCUUAGGACGGACCAGGGUUCCAGGUGCCCCCCCCCCAUCCCCCAGAAACUGAGACAGCCGCUGAGUUUGCACUUUGAUUGGGAGAAGGAGGGGCGGUGAGCAAUUUGCUGGUUGGGGCAUAUUUUUUCAUUUUCUUGAACCGACUUUUGGACUCCAGCAAGGUUUACGAAUUUCCUAACCCCCCCCCCCCCACCACCACCACCUCCAAAACAGGUGCUUCUUUACUUUUUUUUUCUAAAUAAACAUCACCAGCCCAUUUAAAACCCUGCAGUUAAUUAUUUUCAUAGUUUCAAAACCAUAUUGCUGUUUAACCUCCCCCCCUUUUUUUUCUCUUAUGCUAUGCUGUUGAAAUAAUAAAAGAAAUAUAUAUCCAGAUCAUUAUGGAAGUGGUGCCUUUUCAAUGACCGGUUGGUACUAUUGCAUUAUUAUUUUAUUUUUUUUAAUUGAAAAGCAAUAUUUCCCUUUUGAAACAGGUUGAGCUCAUAAAAGAGGAAAUGAGAGUUUAGGGCGUUAUGAUAGUUGAACGAAGGACAAACUGAAGAGAAGUGAGCCUCUGCUUGUUUCCUUUCUGCUCCUGUGAGUCAUUUGCUGAAUAAAUGAUGAGAGCUCUA
Molecule: messenger RNA, 2640 nt
Organism: Cyprinodon tularosa
Lineage: Eukaryota; Metazoa; Chordata; Actinopteri; Cyprinodontiformes; Cyprinodontidae
Gene: arf6a
Product: ADP-ribosylation factor 6a
Exons: 2
Coding region: 758-1285 (175 amino acids)
Biological process (GO): vesicle-mediated transport; intracellular protein transport
Cellular component (GO): cytoplasm
Molecular function (GO): GTPase activity; GTP binding
Source: RefSeq, a predicted model, not a curated record